Messenger RNA from Bombus pyrosoma, 1241 nucleotides. RefSeq lists its product as uncharacterized. The transcript is spliced from 3 exons. Gene Ontology annotation, biological process: lipid transport. Gene Ontology annotation, molecular function: lipid carrier activity. The record is from RefSeq and is a predicted model, not a curated record. Lineage: Eukaryota; Metazoa; Arthropoda; Insecta; Hymenoptera; Apidae. Bases 150 to 1103 code for a protein of 317 amino acids.
UUUUCCAACUGGAAAGAGAGAGCCGGCUUCGGUAAAUUGGAGCUUGCUAAUCGUAAGAAGAGGUCAGUAGUGCAGUUUAGCCACGGUAUAAGAGCGGCCCCAACAUCGCUUUACUCCACUAAAGUAGUUGAACGUUGCACGGUAUCACCAUGAACGUAGUGCUGAACGUGGUGCCAUUUUUCUUAGCCGCACGUGUCGCCAUUGAUACUCCAUGGAAGUACGGGCCAGAGUACACUUUCCACGUUCAAGUAAAUUCAACCGCGAUUCCCGAGGAAGGUAGCUACAUGAGUAUUCGGCUGAACGUCGCCUCGAAGCUGGUAUGUCAACCAAAAGGAUUCCGUAUUCUCAGUUGUCGUUUUCGGGACUCGAAAGCGGACAGUUACGCGACUGAAAGCCUUGAUCCAGGAGCACCAGCGGUCCCGGUCAGCCAGGUGUCGCGACAAGAAGCGUACGAGAUCAACCAGGAUCAGUUUGAGAUUAGAUUCACCGAGCAAGGACUGGAUAGUCUCGUAGUGAAUGAAAAUAUACAGCCAAGAGAGCUGGAUAUGAUUAGGGUGAUCGUGGGGCAGUUAAACAUCGGUGUAUUGGGAGAGUACGAUCAAACGGUCGAACUGAUGGAGAACUUCACACAAGGAGAGUGCGUAACGAUGUUCUGGGUGGAACGGAAUGUGGUUGGUCAUGCUUUACACGUGAACCGUGGCUACGUUUUGGAGACAAUAUUCGGAUUGAAGGAUGGACAGUUGGUGCAGAUUAAGAAGAUUAGAAAUCUACAUAUGUGCACGCACAAGGUGCCGUAUUUCUUCGGCAGCGCCGAGAGCAUCAGACAAGUCAGCGACGUGGUGUCUACUGUUAGUUCGUCAGAAAGUCACAUAGUAAUCACAUCCACCGAGUUCAUAUCUGGUACGACGAACGUGAUAACAACCAGCAAGGUGUCUGAAGGAAUGGUAACGACCUUAUACGAAAACAUAAGUGUGAGAUUAGAGUCAAUCCUACCCGCACUAGAUGAACCACCUGAAGUAAAGGAUCCUGAACCAGCUAGUAUGUUUAUCGGAAGAUGGUUGAUGGAAAGUUCGAUGGAAGAUGACUUAUCAUUGGAAGUAUAAGAUUUGCGUCGAUAUCUGAUCAUUCUCAUUGAUGUAGUCUGAUGACGAUAAAAUUCAUCUAUCACUAUUGUUGUAAAUAGUGUGUAAUUGUAUUGUCAUGUGACUCUGUAAAUAAUAAAGUAAUCUUUCGUUUACAUA